This is a messenger RNA of Eptesicus fuscus (big brown bat), 1676 nucleotides long. RefSeq names its product lipase maturation factor 1 (gene LMF1). Gene Ontology annotation, cellular component: endoplasmic reticulum membrane. The transcript is spliced from 11 exons. Bases 1 to 1620 code for a protein of 539 amino acids. Gene Ontology annotation, biological process: protein maturation. NCBI's taxonomy places the organism in Eukaryota, Metazoa, Chordata, Mammalia, Chiroptera, Vespertilionidae. The record is from RefSeq and is a predicted model, not a curated record.
AUGGCGGCGCCCGGGGAGCAGCUUAGGAGGCGGAAGGCUGCGGACGCUGGCCAGGAGCCUGCGUCUCCGCCGGGGCCGGGGCACGACCCCGCGGGCUGCCCGGCCCGCCUCCGCGCGGGCACCUUCUGGCUGACCAGGAUCGUGCUCCUGAGGGCCCUCGCUUUCAUUUACUUUGUGGCAUUCUUGGUGGCUUUUCAUCAGAACAAGCAGCUGAUCGGAGACAGAGGACUCCUGCCCUGCAGAGUGUACCUGAAGAGUGUGCAGCAGUACUUCCAGGGGCAGGUUGGCUGGGGCGCCGUGAGCUAUGCCCCGACCCUCCUCUGGCUGCUGGACUGGUCACACAUGGACUCCAACCUGGAUGCCCUCGCACUGCUCGGACUGCGCUCUGGGUCCUCUACAUGUCCCUGGUCAACGUGGGACAGAUCUGGAUGGGAGUCCCAGCUUCUGGAAACAGGGUUCCUGGGGAUUUUCCUGUGCCCUCUUUGGACUCUGUCUCGGCUGCCCAGGAAGACCCCCACGUCCCGGAUCGUUGUGUGGGGCUUUCGGUGGCUGAUUUUCAGAAUCAUGCUCGGAGCAGGCCUGAUCAAGAUCCGGGGGGACCAGUGCUGGCGAGACUUGACCUGCAUGGACUUCCACUACGAGACGCAGCCGGUGCCCAACCCCAUGGCCUACUUCCUGCACCACUCCCCAUGGUGGGUCCACCGCUUCGAGACCCUCAGCAACCACUUCCUGGAGCUCGUGGUGCCCUUCUUCAUCUUCCUCGGACGGCGGAUGUGCAUCCUCCAUGGCGCCUUACAGAUCCUCUUCCAGGUGGUCCUCAUUGUCAGUGGGAACCUGAGCUUCCUGAACUGGCUGACCAUCGUGCCCAGCAUCGCCUGCUUCGAUGACGCCACCAUGGGGUUCUUAUUUCCCUCCGGGCCUGGCAGCCUCAAGGACCAAGUCCUAAAGAUGCAGAAGGAGGAAGCCCGGGAGGCCCGGCCUACGCCGACAUACGGCUGCAUGGUGCGGCAGGCGGCCAACCUGGCCCUGGGCGUCCUGGUCGCCUGGCUCAGCAUCCCUGUGGUCUUGAACUUGCUGAGCCCCAAGCAGGUCAUGAACAGCUCCUUCAACCCCCUCAGAAUCGUCAACACAUACGGAGCCUUUGGAAGCAUCACCAGGGAGCGAACAGAGGUCAUCCUGCAGGGCACGGCCAGCCCCAACGCCAGCGCUCCGGACACUGUGUGGGAGGACUACGAGUUCAAGUGCAAGCCGGGUGACCUGAGGAGACGGCCAUGCCUCAUCUCCCCCUACCACCACCGCCUCGACUGGCUCAUGUGGUUCGCAGCCUUCCAGACCUACGAGCAGCACGAGUGGGUCAUCCACCUGGCGGGCAGGCUCCUGGCCAACGACGCCGAGGUUCUGUCCCUGCUGGCCCUUAACCCCUUUGCGGACAGGGACCCCCCCAGGUGGGUCAGGGGAGAGCACUACAGGUACAAGUUCAGCCGCCCCGGGGGCCUGCACGCCGCAGAUGGCAAGUGGUGGAUCCGGAAGAGGAUCGGCCCCUACUUCCCUCCACUCAGCCUCCAGAACCUGAAGGGCUACUUUAGGUCACGGGAGUGGCCGUACCCAGCACCGGAAUAGAGGGACACGGGGCCUGUCCACCAAGAAAUAAAGUGGGAAGACAUUAGCACCCCUGC